Molecule: messenger RNA, 3967 nt
Organism: Conger conger (European conger)
Lineage: Eukaryota; Metazoa; Chordata; Actinopteri; Anguilliformes; Congridae
Product: hydroxycarboxylic acid receptor 2-like
Exons: 2
Coding region: 171-1136 (321 amino acids)
Biological process (GO): G protein-coupled receptor signaling pathway
Cellular component (GO): membrane
Molecular function (GO): G protein-coupled receptor activity
Source: RefSeq, a predicted model, not a curated record
AGUGAACGAAGGCAUUUGCAGCACUACCUAUUUCUCAAGGCUCCUUCAAAACAUUUAAUCUUCAAAACGUAUCAUCGCCUCACGUUCAUCUUCCACAAGAGAGAGUCUGCUCUGAAGUGAGAAAGAGGAAGAGAGGAUUGUCACGACACGUUGGCUGAACCCGUCACACAAUGAACAACUCGCACUGCCUGGCUGCCCAGGACCUGGUGGGGAGAGUGGUGCCCCCGAUCCUCAUCGUGGAGCUCAUACUGGGGCUGCCGGCUAACAUGGUGGCCCUGUGGAUCUUCUCCUGCCGCAUGCCGGGCUGGAGGUGCAACACCGUGUACCUGCUGAACCUGCUGAUCGCGGACUUCUUCCUGCUCGUCAGCGUGCCCUUCCGCAUCGACAGCCUGAUGCGGGGCGAGGACUGGGUGUUCGGAGGCGCCUGGUGCCGAAUCAACCUCUUCAUGCUGGCGCUCAACCGCUCAGCCAGCAUCGCGUUCAUGACCAUCGUGGCCGUCGACCGCUACUUCAAGGUGGUCUACCCGCACCACUGGGUGAACCACCUCACAACCGGGAAGGCGAUAGGGCUCUCGACCGUGACGUGGGCGGUGGUGCUGGCUCUGCGGGUCCCCCUGCUGGCCACUCAGCUCCUGCAUGAGCACAACAACAAAAGCCUCUGCCGCAGCUUCAGCUCCUACAGUAAACUGCCGCCGGCCAUCAUGAUGCACUAUGGCGUGUACAUCCUGGAGUUCUUCCUGCCGUUCCUGCUGCUCAGCUUCUGCUCGCUGCGGAUCAUCUACUUCCUGCGCAGCCGCCAGAUGGACAGGAAGCAGCAGGUGAAGCGGGCCAUCCAGGUGGUGAUGAUCAUCGUGGGUGUCUUCACCGUCUGCUUCCUGCCGGGAAUCGCCACGGGCCUCGUCACCCUCGCCAUCCAGAAGCUUCGCCCAAAAGACUGCGACUCCUACAGGCUGGCGUCCCAGCUCUUCAGCAUGUCCAUUGCGUUCACCUACCUGAACAGCACGCUGGACCCCGUCAUCUACUGCUUCUCCAGCAGCACGUUCCGAAACACCCUCAAGGCCUCCUUCAACUCCCUGGGCAUCUUCCACAUGGCCGUGAGCCGGAGGGGGAGCAGGAGUACGGCUAGCGACCUGUAACGAGUACGAUUAGCGACCCCUAACGAGUACGAUUAGCGACCCCUAACUAAUACGAUUAGCGACCCCUAACAAACACGAUUAAUGACCCCUAACGAGUACGACUAGCGACCCCUAACGAGUAUGAUUAGCAACCCCUAGCGAGUACGAUUAGCGACCCCUAGCGAGUACGAUUAGCGACCCCUAACGAGUACAAUUAGCGACCCCUAAUGAGUACAAUUAGCGACCCCUAGUGAGUACGAUUAGCGACCCCUAACGCGUACGAUGAGCGACCUGUAACGCGUACGAUGAGCGACCCGUAACGCGUACGAUUAGCGACCCGUAACGGGGUCGACAUAGGCUCAGGUGCUAUGAGCGGUCGUCUGGCAGUCAAAGUAUCCCUUACAUGGCAGCCAACCGCCGUCGGUGUGUGAGUGAGUGAACGAGAACUGUACAGAGAUUGUACAGCAUUUUGGAUAAAUGUCGGCACUGUAUAAAUGCAGACAUUUGCCAUAUGAAUAGCUUAUACUAACGUGCAUCAAAUACUGCUGUACAAAAAUACAUUAGAAAUACAAGUACUAUAUUUUUUACUUUUCUAUGCAGUAGUGGUCUUGUCAAUUGUAAAACCCCAUUUGUAGACAGCUCCACAUUUCCACAGGAAACAAAAUGAAAUGGCAGUAGCUGCAGAAAUGAGUGGUGUAUUUAAAUAAGCACACUAUUACAGUGUGAUUCACAGGUUCAAGCACCACCAUAAAAGGAAGUUAGUCAUUUACUGAGUAGUCCUAACCACAGCUUUGUACGAAGUUGAUAAUUUCUGAAAAACACCUUCUCUGUGCAUGUGUAAACAUGCCCAGGGUCCUACCAAAUUUCCACCGAAUUAUUGUCAGUUUCACAGACUUCACUAUUAGAAAAUGUCCACAGGAAAAAAGUCAACCGAAAUUACCCCACACCAGUAACGUUUCAUGAGGUUAGCAAAAAAAACACCUUACAAAAUUUAUAUACUGUAUGUCAGCAUGAAGCCAUGGUGGUAAAGUAGAUAUCUGGGAUAUCUGCUGGGAAAAAGUAUUCGCCCCCUUAUCUCCUGAGCCACAGUCAUACCCACGUGAUGUAGUGACACAGUAAAAACUGAAAGAAGUGACGAAUGGCCGAGGUUGACCUGCAGGUCUCCCUAGACACAGCUGAGGUCACUGUUCAUGACUCUACAAUAAGAAUGAGACUGGGCAAAGAAAGGAUUCAUGAGAGGGUAGCAAGGUGGAAACCAUCAUUAACCAAGAGAAAGAUCAAUGGUCAUUGGCACAAUUGCAAAAAAAAACAAAAAAAGCACACAAAAAAACAAACACCUGGAUUGAUCCCCAUGCCUUUUGGUAUAAUGUUACAUGGACAGAAGUCAAAAGUGGAACUUCCUGAAAGAUUAUGGUUCCCAUUAAACAAAUAGAGCAUUUCACACAGUAAGACCAUGGUAGAAAAACGCAAACAUGGUGAUGCUAGUGUGAUGGUGUGGGGAUGCUUUGCUGCCUCGAGACUUGGACCCUGAAUGACUCGCCAUUAUUGAAGGAACCGAGAAUUCUGCUCUGUACCAGAAAAUUCCUAAGGAGAAUGUGUUCGGUCCAUAGAGCUGAAUUGUAAUUAGGUUGUGUAGCAAGACAAUGAUCCAGAUCAGAUUGGCGUCCCAGCUCUUCAGCAUGUCCAUCGGGUUCACCUACCUGAAGAGCACGCUGGACCCGGUUAUCUACUGCUUCUCCAGCAGCACGUUCCGAAACACCCUCAAGGCCUCCUUCAACUCCCUGGGCAUCUUCCACAUGGCCGUGAACCGGAGGGGGAGCAGGAGUACGGCUACCGACCUGUAACGAGUACGAUUAGCGACCCCUAACGAGUAGGAUUAGCUAUCCCUAACGAGUAGGAUUAUUGACCCCUAACGAGCAGGUUUGGUGACCCCUAACGAAUAUAUUAUACAGCGCUUUGGAUAAAUAUUGGCACUGUAUAAAUGCAGACAUUUGCCAUAUGAAUAGCUUAUACUAACGUGCGUCAAAUACUGCUGUACAUUAGGAAUACAAGUACUAUAUUUUUUACUUUUCUAUGCAGUAGUGGACUUGUCACUCACUUGUGCACUCAGUAAGAAACUUUAAUCGGUAUUUAUGAGAUUUAUUAGAGAUUUGAUGCGUUGUGUGUGCAGGGAUGCUCUUCUUCAUACCACUGUGGUAAUGUGUGGUUAUUCGCUUUACUGUAACCUUCCUGUCAGCUUCGACCAGUCUGGCCCUUUUCCUCUGACCUCUCUCAUUAACAAGGCAUUUCUGCCCACAGACACUCUCUGCAAACUCUUCAACCUCUAGAGACUGUUGUGUGUGAAAAUCUCUGGAGAUUAGCAGUUACAGAAAUACUCAUACCAGUCCGUCUGGUCACCAACAAUCAUCCCACGAUCAAAUUUUCCCCCCAUUCUGAUGGUUGAAGUGAAGAGUAACUGAAACUUUUUAAGAGUAACUUAAAAACCCAUAUGUGCAGGACUGAAUGCAUUGCACUGCUGUCACACGAUUUCCUGAUUAAAUAAUGCCAGACAAAAUUGAUUAAAUAAUGCAAUUUAACAGAGACAUUUUUGUAUUUUUGUUUUAACACUGAAGGGUGGGCACAAAAAAUAUUGAUUUGAUUCAGUUUUUAACUAUUCUGCCAAAUUACUAAAAUGUAAUGUAAAAUGUAUAGGACGUUUCAUUGAAUUAUUUUUGAAAUAAUCUUAUCUGUAUAGAAUGUUAUACAGGUGCCUAAGACUUUUGCACAGUACUGUACAUUUUAAACAUGCAUACUUUUGUUGGAGAAAGCCAAAAUUUUUGUAUGUGGCUUCAUUUUUGUCCUGAGAUUUUGUC